AUGUUUAGCAAAAAGCUGCAAGAGUUGGAGAAACAGCUUCUCGACGAUAACGACGAGGACGACGAAGGCGACGCUGAGGAUUCUAUUAGUCCAGAAGUAGAGAAGCUGAUGGCUUCACUUCUUAAAGGUGGUGUUUUUCUUCUUGAAAAUGUGAGGUUUUACAAGGAAGAAGAGAAGAAUGAUCCUGAGCAUGCAAAAAAGCUUGUCGUUUUAGCAGAUCUUUAUGUUAACGAUGCAUUUGGGACACAUAGAGCUCAUGCCUCAACUAAGGGAAUCACAAAAUUCUUGAGGCCAUCUGUAGCCGAUUUCCUUUUGCAGAAGGAACUCGACUAUCUCGUUGGGGCAGUAUCAAGCCCCAAAAGGCCAUUUGCUGCCAUUGUUAGUGGUUCAAAGGUCUCAUCCAAGAUCGGAGUGAUUGACAGUUCGGCAUUCUCACCCUGUAUGUUUGGUGAAGAAAAAUCAUUCAACCACAAAAAUGGGAAGAAAAGCAAGAAAAACAUGUGA
Messenger RNA from Malus domestica (apple), 504 nucleotides. RefSeq names its product phosphoglycerate kinase, chloroplastic-like. Gene Ontology annotation, cellular component: cytosol. Lineage: Eukaryota; Viridiplantae; Streptophyta; Magnoliopsida; Rosales; Rosaceae. The record is from RefSeq and is a predicted model, not a curated record. Gene Ontology annotation, biological process: gluconeogenesis; glycolytic process. Gene Ontology annotation, molecular function: ATP binding; ADP binding; phosphoglycerate kinase activity.